GUAUUUUAGCUUUACAAAGUUAGCCGAUGUUUAGUAUUAUAUUUAUAUUGGCUUUGGAGAGUCUUUUAAUUGGAAAGCAUAUGAACUGCUUGUCCUGGCCACUUCAGUGCUCUCCAGACCUCUUUAUGAACUAACUCCCUGUUAACAGUAGAGGCUAGAUGUUAGCACCAACAGUCGGCAGCAAGAAAAGGUGAACAGGAUGAGGCUGAAAGAUGGUUACCAUAUGGCACUGCAAACAUCAGCAGGACGGCGCUAUGUGCAAACUUUCAUUAGUGGAUUCUUUGUUGCUGUUCCCGUCACAGUUACUAUCCUAGAUAAACUGGCAUAUGUGGCUCGAGUGGAAGGAGCGUCCAUGCAGCCAUUCCUUAACCCAGAUGUGGGAGCCCAGUCUGAUGUUGUCUUGCUGAAUCGUUGGAGUGUAAGAAACUACCAAGUUCAAAGAGGGGACAUUGUCUCUGUUGUUUCCCCUAGAAAUCCCAAGCAGAAGAUCAUCAAGCGUGUCAUUGGCCUAGAAGGAGACUUCAUCAGGACUCUAAGCUACAAGAACCGAUAUGUACGGGUCCCUGACGGUCAUUUGUGGAUAGAGGGGGAUCAUCGUGGACACAGUCUGGACAGCAACUGCUUUGGACCGGUGUCACUGGGGCUCCUGCAUGGCAGGGCCUCCCACAUCAUUUGGCCACCAAAUCGUUGGCAACGCAUUAAACCAUCUCUACCGCCAAAUAGAGAACCACUGGAUGCUGAAGAAGAUGAUGAAUAAAAAAAAUAUCAAGUAGUUUUUGUACAAAUUCUUUUAAGCAAAUGUUGUGCCAACGUCUAUUUCCUCAGUAUGUAACCAUUUGAAUUUGAAUAAUCAAGUGCUUUGAUUGGGUUGCUUGUGCUUUUUUUAAAAUCACUAUAAAGUAAAUCGUUGGUACUAACUUGGAACUAUUUUCUUUGAGGUUGUCAGCUUUCGAAGCUUCAAACCCAAAUACAGUAAUAAUCCCGAACAUUGUCCUUUGAAACAGAAUUUUACACAUUGAUAUUCAAUAGAGCAGACGACUUCAACGUGGGGGUCAAGAGUCACAACCUUGACUCAGAUAUGUGGGUCUCAGAUAUGCUCUGACCCACCAGUACCUCUGAUUGAGACAUUUUUUUGUAGAUUUUUAAAAAUGCUAAAGUUAUUUUGUAAUAUUUUACUGAUAUUCACACAGAAGAAAUUCUGAUGUCAAAUUCACACAUGUGAGUGUGAAUUUCCCACUGGGCUCCAUCUGGCCUGCUUCACAUCCAGACAAAUGAAGCCCAGAUGAAGUGUGUUUUGUUUUGCAGGUUACUAGAACAACCUCACUGCUGCUAUUUAUUACUUGAACUGUUCUGUGCAUUUUUACAUACAGUAUAUAUCAAUUGAACUUAGGGAAGGUCCAGUCUGAGUGCAUGAAGUUCAUGUUGAGUUGACUAUAGCAAUUAGAGCAAAUUAUUAAAGUGCAGUAAAAACAGACCAAAUUUAGAUAAUAGGUUCUUGGGACACUUUCCAUUAGAAGUAGAAAAUGAUUGAUCAGUCUGUGCCUCUAUCUAAGCAGGUGUUCUCUUUCCUUGGCAAACAAACAUCAGUGAUUCAAGAAAACUGUUUCAAUUGUGGUGAGAUUUAUGGCCUUGUUAAAAAAAAUAUUACUGUAACGAUAUGAAACAUCUCUUCUUUUACUGUUACUGAAAACUUCUCCUGGAAAUGUCUGAGAUGUCUUGGUAGAAUUUCCUUGAUAACAUUUGCAGAUUAAAACACCUUAUGAUUUAAUGUUAACCAAAUGUUGGAAUAGUGUACUUUAAGAAAUAAAAGAAUUAAAAAUG
This is a messenger RNA of Xiphophorus hellerii (green swordtail), 1821 nucleotides long. RefSeq names its product inner mitochondrial membrane peptidase subunit 2 (gene immp2l). Gene Ontology annotation, cellular component: mitochondrial inner membrane peptidase complex; membrane. NCBI's taxonomy places the organism in Eukaryota, Metazoa, Chordata, Actinopteri, Cyprinodontiformes, Poeciliidae. The transcript has 6 exons. Bases 200 to 757 code for a protein of 185 amino acids. The record is from RefSeq and is a predicted model, not a curated record. Gene Ontology annotation, molecular function: serine-type endopeptidase activity.